GUGUUGCUUAAAGGUUUUUGUUCUAAGAAGAACACGGACAAAUAAAGGAAGAGUUUCACUUUGAAAACAAGCACAGAUCCUAUCGUGGGCAUCUUGUGUUUCUUGAGAGGUCUUGGAGACAGUGUCAAGCUUUUUAUUUUUGGAAGGAAUAUUUCACGGGAGGAACAGAGCCGGCCUGAAAUAUUUCCACAUUUUUGUGCUAGUGAAUUAUUCAGUUAGUUGAAGACAGAAUGUCAUCUGUGUGCCUGCAUUUACUGGGAUUCAUGCUGAGCUCCCUGGGCUGGAUCGCUAUUCUGAUUGCCACCAUCACCAAAGAAUGGGUUCAGAGCUGCUCAACAGGAGUGAGUGAUUGCCUUCAUUUCAAUGGAUUGAAACUGAAGGGACUGUGGACUGAAUGUUACCGAUCAACUGACAGUUAUCACUGCAAGACUCUGACGGACAUCCUGACAAUGCCAGCCUAUCUGCAGACCAGCCGAGCCCUGAUGAUCACUGCCUCCAUUCUGGGACUGCCAGCAACUCUCCUCAUACUCACAUCAUUACCAUGUAUGCGGUUUGGAACCGAAUCCCAUUCUUCCAAGCACAAGCAAUCCUUGCUGGGUUCCAUUCUCUACAUAUUGAUGGCAAUCUGUGCAGCUGUUGCCACAAUCUGGUUCCCAGUGGGAGUCCACCAAAAUGCACGGCUCUUCAAUUUCGGCUACUCUCUCUUUGUGGGUUGGAUAGGCACCAUGCUGUGUCUGCUCGGUGGAACAGUGAUUGCAUGCUGCACUGGCCCUUCACCACAGCGCCAGGAAAACCAGUAUUACCCCAAUUCACAAGGCUCCAACUCUAUAACAAACCCGACACAUGCCAAAAGUGCACACGUCUAAGGAACAAGGAGAAGCCCUAACAUCAAGGGACUGGUAAAACCCAUGACAAAUAUCCACCUUAAAAUACCCUCUCUCCUGACUUGAAGGACAAUGCAGAUUGAAGUUCUACUUCACAUUGAAUAGAAAAAGCAACCCUUGUUUGUGAUUUUUAUUGCCAUCUUGUCAUGGAUAAUGUUAAAUUAUGGAAACCAUUAACUCUUGCCUCAGUGAGAAAAAAUGUAAAAACUAAUAUCCAAUCUCAUGCAUCAAAUCUGCAGAUUAGCAAGAUCCAGUCUGGAUUCAUUCAGAUGUGUCAGGUUAUGGAUUUGAGACAUUAUAAAAGUUAAAUAGUUAUUGAUUGAUUACUGACCUAAGCUGUAUUUGUCAGUAAAGUAUAAAAGAGAGAUAGCAGGCUUGUAACUCAAACAGUAUUAUGCAGCCUCUCAAUUGCCAAUUGGGAAUAACCUUCAAAACUAAACUAAAAAUCUGAAAGUAUGCUGUUGUUCUUUACCUAGACCUUUAUUUAGUCUCUGAUCCCUGCUGGCUUGCACAGGUCCUGUACUUCUGUUCGGCGUCAGCAAAUUUGCACGUAACUUGUUAACUACGAUGGAGCCUCAAAAAGAGGAAGGGAACAAUGAGGAUCAAUGGGAUCGUGAGGGGAGGAAGCAGUGGCUGUAAAAGUAUCCCCAAACUGCUGGAAGACCAAAUUUAAAAGAUUAGGAGAUAUAUUCCAGGAUAUUAGGAGUAAGAAAAUAAGCCAAAUAGAACAUAUUCAUCAAAGGGCUAAUUGAUCUUUUGAAAAAGUUACAAAGAGAGGACAUUGAAGUGGACAAUGUAAAUUGUGUCAAGGGAACUGGAUGAUUUGAGUGAGAUGGUGGAUAGGAGUUUGAUAGGGUUGGUCUGACGUAUUGAAUUGUGACAUGAGUUAUUUGAAAUUCUUUUGCAUCAUGCAACACUUUUCUUUUAGACCAUGCAGAUUUAUUUUCUUGUUAGCUCCACAUUCUGUCGUAUAUAUAAAUGUGAAAAUUUAUCAAAAGCAAUGAAUAUUUCCUCAGUUUCUGUUAAACAAUGAAAUCAAUUGAAAUCAAGGGGAGCUGACCUUGAGCAAUAACUGGACAGUGCAAAUUACCCAUAAAACACAGGGCUAGGCAGAUUGGAUGCAGGGAUAAUGUU
Messenger RNA from Rhincodon typus (whale shark), 2018 nucleotides. RefSeq names its product claudin-11. NCBI's taxonomy places the organism in Eukaryota, Metazoa, Chordata, Chondrichthyes, Orectolobiformes, Rhincodontidae. Gene Ontology annotation, cellular component: plasma membrane; bicellular tight junction. The record is from RefSeq and is a predicted model, not a curated record. Gene Ontology annotation, biological process: cell adhesion; bicellular tight junction assembly. The coding region runs from base 231 to 866 and encodes 211 amino acids. Gene Ontology annotation, molecular function: structural molecule activity. The transcript is spliced from 3 exons.